Messenger RNA from Solanum dulcamara, 412 nucleotides. RefSeq lists its product as uncharacterized. The record is from RefSeq and is a predicted model, not a curated record. NCBI's taxonomy places the organism in Eukaryota, Viridiplantae, Streptophyta, Magnoliopsida, Solanales, Solanaceae. The transcript is spliced from 2 exons. The coding region runs from base 98 to 412 and encodes 104 amino acids.
UUAAGAUCCAAACCAAUUCCAAAUUAUGUCCAUUGCAUAAAAAUUCUUGUCAAGCCUCUCAUUGUUUCCCCCUUUUGAUCCAAAAAAAUAAAAAGCAAUGGCUGACAAUGAAAUCAAAAACAUGAUAUCUGAUCUAACGAAACGCCUAGGCAGCCUUAAAAAUGAUCGUAAUAAGGCUGCACUAGGGUACUCGAGCCAGAGUGAUGACGAUGAUCAUGGCACAAAAAUCAUCACUCUGGCUGGAACCAACGUGGGAGCCAGUAUGCGCGGUGACAUGGAGGAGAAACUUGGCAUUGAGGGCGAUUCAACGGAGGAAAAUGAAGUGUUGAAAACUGAUAAUAUAGAACAUCACGAGACGCCACCACGAGAACAUGGAAAGAAGAAAGGCAACAAACACUAUUCAGAAACAUAA